AUGCCUCCACGCAGAAGCCUCUUCAUGCCUUUCAUCUCGGUGUUCCCGGAGGAACUCCAAGCAGUCCACCGUGACCUGAAUGAGGUGCGAGCUAAAGCCGAGGAAGAGUCCGCGUGGCCCCCUUGCACCAUCGUGCAGUUGCGGCUCAGCCCGGGCUCGAUCCACCUGCAACCGGACGCGCCAGCCUUGGAGCGGGCUCAGAGACGCAGGCGCCUUGCCGCUAACGCCCGGGAGAGGCGGCGGAUGCUCGGGCUCAACGUGGCCUUCGACCGACUGCGCAGCGUCAUCCCUCAGCUGGAAAGCGACAAGAAACUGUCCAAGUCUGAGACGCUCCAGAUGGCCCAGAUCUACAUCGCCACGCUCAGCGAGCUGCUGCACGAAGCGCCGGAGGAGACGGGGGGCGAUGGGGAGGAUCUCCGAGGGUCACCGCCCCGGGAAGAGGCGCCCAGGUCUGGCUCGUAUAGGCGAGAUGCUGCAGAGCUGGUGUGA
Nerophis lumbriciformis (worm pipefish) is the source of this 489-nucleotide messenger RNA. Lineage: Eukaryota; Metazoa; Chordata; Actinopteri; Syngnathiformes; Syngnathidae. The record is from RefSeq and is a predicted model, not a curated record.